Messenger RNA from Benincasa hispida (wax gourd), 2620 nucleotides. Its product is annotated as Pentatricopeptide repeat (PPR) superfamily protein. Gene Ontology annotation, molecular function: protein binding. The record is from RefSeq and is a predicted model, not a curated record. Lineage: Eukaryota; Viridiplantae; Streptophyta; Magnoliopsida; Cucurbitales; Cucurbitaceae.
UCCAAUUGGUCCAAUUGAGGUUGAACUUAAUUGUGGGGCGCCCUCUUGCAAGGCUCCCAAGCCGACCCCCUCAUGGGAUUGGUUGCAAGAUAGGUGCUCUCCCGGUGCGCCAAGUAUUUUUCGAGCUUCAUUUUUUUUCCAAGUGCUCUUUUCUUAGUGCUAUGGGUGGGCUGGACUGCAAGGGCAAGUGUUUCUGUAACUCGCUCUUACAUAAAGAAGAGGAGAGAGGAGAUUGUUUAUUUCCCAGAAAAUUGAAUGGAUUGCUCAUAUAAUUUCCAUAAAUAUUUCUUCAGUUCCUCGAAUUUUGCUAAUCAUGGCAUUACUUCGCCAAAAACUGUCAUUAUUUGGUCUCUCAUCAUCCAAAAAUUCUCUCUGCUUAUCCACACGAAAGCUCAUCUCAAUUGCAGCUGCAGAUGAACUUAUCAACGACGAUGCAACUGUCAAUUCCAUAUGCGAUUCAUUCACAAGACGCGAAAGCUGGGACACUCUUACUCGAAAAUUCCAGUUGCUCCAACUAAACGAUUUCUUGGUUCAAAAAGUCCUGCUCAAAUUCCAGCAACCCGUUGAUGCCAAACGCGCUCUGGGGUUCUUCCACUGGUCGGCCAAGAGGAAGAAUUUCAAUCAUGGGUCUCAAUCCUGCGGUAUUAUGAUUCAUAUUUUAGUGAAAGCGCGGCUGGUAAUCGAUGCUCGAGCUUUGCUCGAGUCAAUUUUGAAGAAAAAUGAGGGAAGCUCUUUUGACUUUUCUGUUGUAGAUUCUCUAUUGGAUUCCUAUGAGGUCACUAGUUCAUCCCCAUUUGUGUUCGAUUUAUUGAUUCAGACUUGUGCUAAAUUGAGAUUGAUUGAUUUUGCUUUGUGUGUUUGUUCCCGCUUGGGGGAACAUGGGUUCUCGUUGAGUCUGAUAAGUUUCAAUACUUUGAUUCAUGUUGUGGAAAAAUCUGAUGAGAAUCGUAAGGUUUGGAAAAUUUAUGAGCAUAUGAUCCGGAAAAGAGUUUACCCAAAUGCGAUUACUACUAGAAUCAUGAUUAAUUCGUUAUGUAAGGAAGGUAAAUUGCAAGAAACUUCUGAUAUGUUGAAUAGAGUCCAUGGCAGUCGUUGCUCUGCUUCUUUGAUUGUCAAUGCUUGUUUGAUUUACAGGAUUUUGGAGGAGGGAAGAGUUGAAGAUGGUGUAAUGUUGUUGAAGAGAAUGUUGCAGAAAAAUAUGGUUCUUGAUGACAUUGCUUAUUCACUGAUUGUUUAUGCUAAAGUGAAAACUGGGAGUAUAACAUCCGCAUGGGAAGUGUUUGAGGAAAUGUCUAAAAGAGGAUUUCAGGCAAAUUCUUUCAUUUAUACCUUGUUCAUUGGUGUCCAUUGUAGAGAGGGAAAGAUUGAGGAAGCUCAUUGCUUAAUGCAAGAGAUGGAAAACAUGGGUUUGAAGCCAUAUCCUGAGACCUUUAGUCUUCUCAUUGAAGGGUAUGCUACAUCAGGACAUUCAAAAGAAAGCUUGAGAAUGUGUGAGAAAAUGUUAGAAAGAGGGUUUCUUCCCAGUUGUUCAGUUUUCAAUCUGGCAAUAGCUAAGAUUUGUGAGGAAGGAGAUGUGAAAAAGGCUAAUGCAUUGUUAACCAUUUUAUUAGAUAAAGGGUUUAUACCUGAUGAAACCACUUACACCAAUCUAAUUAUAGGAUAUUGGAAAAGUGGUGAAAUUCAGGAGAUUCUUAAGCUUUAUUAUGAAAUGGAAGCUAGAUUGCUGUCUCCUGGAGUGUCAGUUUUUUUUGCACUCGUUGGGAGCCUCUGUCAAUAUGGGAAAUUGGAGGAAGCAGAGAAAUAUUGGAAGAUUAUGAAAGAUAGUUCUCUAAAACCUAGUCUACCUAUAUAUCAGACAUUAACCUUGUUCUACUUGAAGAAGGGUAAUAGAGCAAAAGCUCAAGAACUGUAUAAUGAGAUGAUGUUCAAUGGAUAGAACAUUAUCUGUUUCUAAGCAUGUGCAGGUUUCAAGUUUCAACGGAAGGGUAAUUUACAUCCAAAGAAGCUACUCAAUUGAAAGAAAUCAAGCAAUUAGAGCAGAAACAGAGGAUUUGAAGGAAUUAUGAUUGAAAAUUGGGUCAGUUGGCCAAAAUUGGGUGAGGAUGUUGAAUCAAGGAAUUAGAAUGGGAGUAGCAUGGAAAUGUUGUUCAAACAGCAUCGAGAUGCUGCAAAACUGAAGCCGAAAAGCAGUCGAGGCAGCAUUGAGGUGCCACAAAAGAGUGUCACAAGGCUACUGGGUAGCACAAUGGUGCUAGUUUGCAGAGUCAUAGUGCAACCUAUCUUUUUGGGUUUUUUUGUCAAUUUUUUUUUAUUAGUUACCAUGAAAGAUUUACAGAAGACCUCUCCAGUUAGAGAGGAGGGAAGAAAAGUUACAAUAAUGAAAAAGGAAGAAAAGUUACCAUACUGAAAAAAGGGAGAAUAUUUACACCAUGUCACAACCAAAAUAACUAUAGCAUCAAAAAAAUUUAGGUUAGGUAAGCUCCAAGAAAAUAAUGUUAUAUUUUCUUCAUGCCAAAAUAGUCCAGCAAAAAGCUCUCACAAAAUGUUCCUAUAAAAGCUUGUUUCCUUUUUGAAAGGAUGACCCUCCACAGUAUAUGCAAGAAAGAUCUUUGGGAACAAA